Molecule: messenger RNA, 2569 nt
Organism: Xyrauchen texanus (razorback sucker)
Lineage: Eukaryota; Metazoa; Chordata; Actinopteri; Cypriniformes; Catostomidae
Product: ceramide synthase 2-like
Exons: 12
Coding region: 387-1583 (398 amino acids)
Biological process (GO): ceramide biosynthetic process; regulation of DNA-templated transcription
Cellular component (GO): membrane
Molecular function (GO): sphingosine N-acyltransferase activity; DNA-binding transcription factor activity, RNA polymerase II-specific; DNA binding
Source: RefSeq, a predicted model, not a curated record
AGCAGAGAGAGACAUCAGGAAUAUCAGCGGUUUGUUCUGAACAUUUAUCUGAAGAUACGUACAUGAUUCAGCAACGCAACCCAGGAGGAAGAAUAAUGUAUUUUAAAUAUUAUAUUAAUAAUUAUUUAUGCACGGCGAUUGUAUUGUGAGCAAGAGUCCGGAUGCAAAUACACGUGGACAAUAAUUUGCGCAAACCCGCUAAUCUGAACUGCACACAUCAUCAUCAUCAUCAUACGGACUAAUACACCAGCAGUCACCUUCAUACAUCCCAAUCCCCUAUUAUACACUAUUACACCAUCAUUCCGUAUAAUACGCCAUUACACACAUCAUACACCAUAAUACAUCCAACUGGACCUGUGAACUAUUGUGGACAUAGUUAAAGCUUAAUGAUGGAGUGGAUCAACGAUUGGCUCUGGAAGCAAGAAUACUGGCUUCCUCCUGGGAUCAGCUGGGAGGAUAUGGAAAAGAUGGAGGGAUUUCAGCAGCCUCUCCCGCGGGAUCUGCUCAUCUCUCUGCCGUUAGCUCUGGGAUUCAUCAUGCUUCGUUAUGCAUUUGAGAGAGGUGUAGCACGUCCUCUGAGCAGAGCUUUAGGAGUUAAAGAUCGAGUUUGUUUGAAAGUCAUUACUGCCCCAAAUCUGGAGGCCUUUUACACUAAAAACAGCAGACAACCAACACAGAAUGAGAUUGCCAGCCUCGUGAACCAGAGCAACUUGACUUAUAGGCAGGUUGAGACCUGGUUCCGUAACCGUAGAAACCAGGAUCGGCCGAGCAACAGUAAGAAGUUCUGUGAGGCCAGCUGGAGAUUUGUGUUCUACCUUGUUGCUUUCACCGCGGGACUUGCGUCUUUAAUUAACACGUCGUGGUUCUGGGAGCAGAGAGACUGUUGGAGGGGAUAUCCUCAACAGCCCGUGCAGGAUGUUCAUUACUGGUACUACAUGCUUGAGCUGGGGUUCUACUGGUCUCUCCUGCUCUGUGUAUCUGUGGACGUUAAACGAAAAGAUUUCAAAGAACAGAUUGUCCAUCACUUUGCUACGAUAUUCUUGCUUGGUUUCUCGUACUGCUCCAACUACAUUCGGGUUGGCACGCUGGUGAUGCUCGUCCACGACUCCUCGGAUUUCCUCCUCGAGUCGGCCAAGAUGCUCCACUACGCCGGGUGGAAAAAAACCUGUGAUUCUUUGUUUGUGAUUUUUGCUGUUGUAUUUCUGGUCACACGUCUGGUUGUGUUUCCAAGCAAGAUCAUCUACACUACUCUUGUUUUAUCUAUGGAAAUGUUUGAACCCUUUAUGGGAUAUUAUUUCUUUAAUGUUCUGCUGCUGGUGCUGCAGGCCCUUCACAUAUACUGGGCUUAUCUUAUCUUCAGAAUGAUCUACAAGUUCCUCUUCUUAGGGAAGCUGGACAAAGAUGAACGCAGUGAUGUUGAGACUGACCCAGAGGAGGAAGAGAAGGAAGAGGAUCAUUCUUCCUGGAGGAAGAGGAAGGUUGUGCUGGAUUCCAGGCUGGCCGUGCUCGGAUCUAGCUGUGUCCUAAAUAACUUGACCAAUCAGGAAGCUGGCACAAACAGACGACAGCCUAAAGCUAGAUAGCAACAAUGAUGUAGCCUACUUGUUUCAAAAUCACAUAAAAAAGCUGAGGUGUGUUACAUGCACACAUAUUGUUUUAUUUCGAUUUUUCUGCACUAAAUUGCAUUUAUUUUAAGAAUGUUGUAGUAAGAACAUCCACUCUCAAAUACAUUAUGCUUAACAAAGACACAGAAGAACACACAAUACUAAACUGCAUCUGUGCGUUAAUCUCUUGUACACAAAUGACUAAGGAUGAAGUCGUUUUGUGGGUUGGGUAUACACGAAUAUCUUAAUGUUUUGAAUUUAAACUCCUAUUAUUUCAUUGCCCAAAAAUGCACAUACACUCACCUAAAGGAUUAUUAGGAACACCAUACUAAUACUGUGUUUGACCCCCUUUCGCCUUCAGAACUGCCUUAAUUCUACGUGGCAUUGAUUCAACAAGGUGCUGAAAGCAUUCUUUAGAAAUGUUGGCCCAUACUGAUAGGAUAGCAUCUUGCAGUUGAUGGAGAUUUGUGGGAUGCACAUCCAGGGCACGAAGCUCCCGUUCCACCACAUCCCAAAGAUGCUCUAUUGGGUUGAGAUCUGGUGACUGUGGGGGCCAUUUUAGUACAGUGAACUCAUUGUCAUGUUCAAGAAACCAAUUUGAAAUGAUUGGAGCUUGUGACAUGGUGCAUUAUCCUGCUGGAAGUAGCCAUCAGAGGAUGGGUACAUGGUGGCCAUAAAGGGAUGGACAUGGUCAGAAACAAUGCUCAGGUAGGCCGUGGCAUUUAAACGAUGCCCAGUUGGCACUAAGGGGCCUAAAGUGUGCCAAGAAAACAUCCCCCACACCAUUACACCACCACCACCAGCCUGCACAGUGGUAACAAGGCAUGAUGGAUCCAUGUUCUCAUUCUGUUUACGCCAAAUUCUGACUCUACCAUCUGAAUGUCUCAACAGAAAUCGAGACUCAUCAGACCAGGCAACAUUUUUCCAGUCUUCAACUGUCCAAUUUUGGUGAGCUCUUGCAAAUU